This is a messenger RNA of Pristis pectinata (smalltooth sawfish), 4877 nucleotides long. Its product is annotated as protein phosphatase 1H-like. Gene Ontology annotation, molecular function: protein serine/threonine phosphatase activity. The coding region runs from base 89 to 1570 and encodes 493 amino acids. The record is from RefSeq and is a predicted model, not a curated record. Gene Ontology annotation, biological process: protein dephosphorylation. The transcript is spliced from 10 exons. Lineage: Eukaryota; Metazoa; Chordata; Chondrichthyes; Rhinopristiformes; Pristidae.
UACUGCCCCCGCCUAUGCGCGACUCUCCAGGCGGAGCGGGAGGUGCGCUCGCUGCCUUGGCAGCGCUGGGCGGACGGACGGACUAAGGAUGAUCAGCCGGAUGAAAACGGCGGUCGCUCAGCUGGUUGGCGGUGUCGCUUCUGGCGCCGGCCACGGCUCGAACCCCGGCGGCAGUGCGGAGCGCUGCGCCAGAUAUCCGUAUUCGCGGCCGCCGUUCCUGCUCCUGAGCCCCGACGAAGCGCAGCGGGCGGCGGAUCACAACAGCAGACCUAUCCUGGUACCUGGGCAAGGCAGGAAGAAGUUGCUGCCCUGGGACGCGGGGUACGCCGAGGUGAUUAAUGCAGGAAAAAGUCCCCUCAAUGAAGAUCAAGCUACCCGUGAAGUAGUAGUUGUGGAGAGUAGGAAUCCAAGGAACAGCACGGGACCCAAGACGAUCAACGAAGAUGGUGACAAUAUAGACAAGGAAGGGAAUGGAUUUACAUUCCAUUACUGGGCAUUGUUUGAUGGCCAUGCAGGCACAGGUGCUGCUGUCAUGGCCUCGAGACUGCUUCACCUCCACAUCUGCGAACAGCUGCGUGACAUUGUCAACAUCCUACAAGACUCUGAUGUACCGCCACCAAUCUGCCUUUCCAGUGACCCAGAGGCGGUAACAGCAGAUGGUGCAAAGAGCCACGAACAUCAGGGGGACUGGGAACCCCCCACUGACAGUGAAUCACGCUUCCUGCUGGAGAAGGAAAUCUCGCAUGAGUACCUGGUCAUUGGUGCAAUAGAAAAUGCCUUUAAGCAGAUGGACAAACAGAUUGAAAGGGAACGGAGCUCUUACUGCAUUCUGGGCGGCUGCUGUGCUCUGGCAGUUAUCUACCUUCUGGGAAAAAUUUACGUGGCAAAUGCAGGUGACAGCAGAGCUAUUUUAAUCCGCAAUGGAGAAAUUAUUCCACUGUCCAAUGAAUUCACUCCUGAAUCAGAGCGGCAGAGAUUGCAAUAUUUAGGAUAUUUACAGCCGCAUCUGCUUGGAAAUGAGUUCACGCAUUUGGAAUUUCCAAGGAGAAUUCAGCACCGGGAAAUUGGACGCAAGAUGUUGUUCCGGGAUUAUAGCAUGACUGGCUGGGCAUACAAGACGAUAGAAGAGGAUGACUUGAAGUUCCCACUGGUGUAUGGUGAAGGCAAAAAGGCACGCGUCAUGGCAACUAUAGGAGUUACUCGGGGACUGGGAGAUCAUGACUUGAAGGUUCACUAUUCCAACAUCCACAUCAAACCUUUCUUGUCUUGCAUGCCAGAGGUGAAAGUAUAUGAUGUGAAAAAGUAUGAGCAUGGUGUGGAUGAUGUGAUAGUGAUGGGGACUGAUGGUCUGUGGGACGUUGUCUCAGAUCGAGAGGUGGCAGAUACGGUCAUUCGCGUGCUUUCCAGCUGUGAUCCUGAUGACCCCAACAGGUUCACACUGGCAGCUCAGGACUUGGUGAUGAAAUCCCGUGGAGUUUUGAAGGACCAUGGGUGGCGAUUGUCAAACGACAAGCUGGGCUCGGGCGACGACAUAUCCAUCUUUGUCAUUCCUCUUUAUGGGCAGACGUGACUGGCCUUAGAACAGCCUAUCCUUGGACUCUGCAAAGACUGGGAAAUGGAUCUACUCACCUAUAAAUAACAGAGACCCAAGAGACUGCAGAUGCUGGAAUCUGGAGCAAAAAACAAACUCCUGGAGGAACUCAGUGGGUCUGACAGCAUCUGUGAAGGGAAAUGGUCAGUCAUCUGGUCAAUGGACCAGUCCAGGUGAAGGGUCUCGACCCGAAAUGUCGACUGUCCAUUUCCCUCCACAGAUGCUGCCUGACCCGCUGAGUUCCUAGAACAUAGUACAGUGCAGCACAGGAACAGGCUCUUUGGCCCAUGACACUGUGCCAAGUUCCUCCGGCGGUUUUUUGCUGCAUCUAUAAAUAAUCUAUUUAAAUUGAUUUGUCCCUCACUAGUGUAAUAUAAUCCUUCUUGAAAGCAAGAACCUUCACUUAUAGGGUGCCUUUCACGACCUCUCAACAUUCCAAAGUGUCUUAAGGUUGUGUAUUCGCUGCGGGAAUGUCUGAAAUCUGUCACUCUAUUUGCCCAUUACAAGUUCCUAGAAAACAAUGUGAUAAAUGGUCUAAUAAAUCAUGUUAUUGGGUAUUAGACAAGGCAAGAUAUUAGCGUUAACAAUCACGUGUACACCCCUGCUGUUCUUCAAGUAGUAGAUUUUUAUAUCCACCUGAGACUGUCCUCAGUUUAAAACCUUAUCCAACAGACUGCACCUCAAUAUUGCACUGCGGGUACUCAUCUGGAUUAUGUAGUCAAGCCUCAGGAACAGGAUAUGAAACUACAAUCCUGUGACUCAGAGGAGGAGAAGAUUUCUACUGAGACGUACUGACAUUCAUGAUGUGUACGUUUACCCCUUAACUGCUGCAAAGAAGUAAGUUUUCCAGAAUAUAUCCUGAGACUGGCUACUGAUCAGGUCACAGUGCUUUGCUGGGUGAUCAUGCUGCUCUGAGAUAGGUAAAUUCAAAAGCAAAGUGCUGAGGAUGCUGGAAAGCUGAAAUAGAAAUAAAAUCCCAGAAAGCUAGUUUCACACUGGCCUCAUCUACAUGUUUUAUUAACCUGAAGUUUUUGGACUUUAUAGGUACUUAUGAAAUGAGGAAAAAUAGACACUCUGUAAAUACAUAAUAUUAACAGAAAUGCUGGAGAGGCAGAUGGCAGGUGCAUUUAGACUUUCCCACCUCUCCAAGAUUUCCCUGGAAUAUCCAGGAAUUGAAGACUCCAGGAUACGGUUGCGAGCAAAAAUUAUAGUGGGUAAUGACAAUGUCCUUCAAGCAUUUUUUUUAAAAAAAUGAUUACUGAAAAUAUAGGUUGUAAGGAAAAAGACUGGACAGGGUAGUUAGAGAUGGGGAGCAUAUGAUAUAAAAUCAGGGUGUUGCCAACUCUAUGGUCAAAAGAGUUCAUCCAACUAGAAAGACCUAUCAUUAUUUCUUUCCCCCAACCCCCAUCUCUCCAACCCUGCUCUUCCCAGGGCAGGAUCCAGCUGUUAAAUGACAAUGACACAAAAUGCUGCAGAUGCUGGAAUCUGGAGCAACAAACAAUCUGCUAGAGGAACUCAGCAGGUUCAGCUGCAUCUGUGGGGUGGGGGAAUGAAUUGACAUUUCAGGUCAAAAAUCUGCAUCAGGACCAAUAGUCUUGAUGCAGUAAUUUUGACCUGAAACGGCAAUAAUUCCUUUCACCCCACAGAUGCUGCUUUAUUCACUGAGUUCCUCCAGCAGAUUGCUUGUUGCUGUUAAAUGAUGAUUCCACAGGUUCAUCUUGUUUACUGCACACAGGCAUUUGUUCUAUGCAGUGCUCACUAUGUGUGUAUGUUGUCUUAAGAUUUAGAUCAAUCAUAAUAACAAAUGAGCAUUCACGAUCAGAAACAUGUUUGGACAGUAACCUGAUGCACAGCCCUGUAAGACAAAUGAGGAAAAACAGAAUUCACUUAUUCACAUCUUGGGUGCAAUUACAAAUACUUACAUUAGUUGAUUUUAUUCAUAUCAGGCUGGAGAUCAUGAUGUUACAAGUGGGGGAGGAAGUCUGAUUUAUAUGUCUUUAACCAAAAUCCACAGCCAGGUUUGCUGUUUAUUCAUUUACAGUAUUUGGGAAUUGUUGGCAAGGCCAGCAUCUACUAGACAUCCCGAUGUCCCGUAUUGAGAAAAUAGUAGUGAGCUGUCUUCUUGGAACUUCUGCAGUCUGUGCAAUGGGAAGGUACUCAUAGAAGGGCUGUUGAGCAAGGUUUCACCAACUCUUAUUAUUACUGCAAGAUGAAGUCAGGAGGAAAACUCUCCACAAACGUAUGUGCUAGAUGCACCCUCAGAGGGCACAUGCUGAGUGAGCCUUUCAGCUGACCUGGUCUAUUCUACUAUUCAAUUAGAUCAGAACCAUCUUAUUUGCAAGCUCCUUACCUUGGUUCUGUAAACCUUAUUGCCCUUGUCCAAAAACAUCUGCUAAACUCUGUUCUGAAACACCAAACUCCAAGACCUGGGACUCAACACCUACCUCUGCAAAUGGAUCCUUGACUUCCUGACCAACAGACCGCAAUCAGUAAGGAUAGGCAGCAACACCUCCGGCACGAUUAUUCUCAACACUGGUGCCCCACAAGGCUGUGUCCUCAGCCCCCUACUCUACUCCCUAUACAGUCAUGACUGAGUGGCUAGAUUCUGCUCUAACUCAUCUACAAGUUUGCAGAUGAUACCACCGUAGUGAGCUGUAUCUCAAAUAACGAUAAGUUGGAGUACUGGAAGGAUAUAGAGAGCUUAAGUGACAUGGUGCCAUGACAAAAACCUUUCCCUCAAUGUCAGCAAAACAAAAGAGGUGAUCAUUGACUUCAGGAAGGGGGACAGUGCACAUGCACCUGUCUACAUCAAUGGUGCUGAGGUUGAGAGGGUUGAGAGCUUCAAGUUGCUAGGAGUGAACAUCACCUAUAGCCUGUCCUGCUUCCAUUGCACAAAGCCGUGAUCAAAAUCCCAUCCAGAGUACUGCAUGCAGUUUCAAUUGCAGUAUCUUGAAGGGUGCACUGGCACAGGAGAGGCUACAAUACAGGCUCCCAGGAACAAUUUUAGGGCUUAAGAGGAUUAAAUUACAAAGUCAGGUUGACAAUAUUGACAAUUUGAUGGAAGGGAACGGCAGUGGUAUUGCUGAUUUGACAGAAGUGUAUAAAAUGUUAAAGUGAUUUGAUGGGGUACAUAGAAACUAAAUCUUCUGAAAUUAAGAAUUAGGAGGCAUAAGAUCAAAAUUAGAGCUUGGCCAUAAAGGAGUAAAAUGAGGAAACAGUUUUUUUACUCACAAAGAGCAGCAGAAAGUCUGUAAGUGAAUGUAAGUAAAAUGUUGCUCUCCAUAAA